AAAACCUGAGCUUCGUUUUGCCCCUCCUCCCAACUGGGAAGGAGUGUGUGUGUGUGUGUGUGUGUAUGUGUGUGUGUGUGUGUGUGAGAGAGAGAGAGAGAGAGAGAGAGAGAGAGGUUUGUUUUUCCCAUCAACCUCAUCAUAUACACAACUCUCCCACUUCUGUGAAUUUCCCUAUGGAUACCUGGUGUCACCGAAGAUGGAAACCAUCUAUUUGUUUUUGUUGAAAGCAAUGUCAUGCUAGCAUCAUCUCAACAACACAGCAAAGAAGUAAAACGCACAUAGACCACCAUUUCUUCAACUCAAACUGCAGUGAACAAUGGGGAAAGGAUAUUACAUCAGCAAACAAAUGGCCACUGCAGCCAUGGUACUGGCUGCAAUAGCCUUGUUGACCAUCAUUGCGUUAUCAGUCGUUUAUAAUCGAGAAAAGUCCAAAAAUGCAGCAAAAUUCACUAAUGUAACUACAUCACCAGUAUCUCCCACCUCGAAGACUUCGAACGAACCCUGGGACAAAUACAGACUGCCCGAUACUUUGUCUCCGCAGUACUACAACGUGACUCUUUGGCCUCGUUUGGUGAUGAACGCCGACGGGAUGUAUAUUUUCACUGGGAGCUCGGGGGUGAUGUUUACUUGCGCGAAGAAGACAGAUCUGAUAUUAAUUCACUCCAACAAACUGAACUUGACUCUGUUCGAGGGGCACCAUGCAAAGCUCACGGGUCUGAACGGCGUAACAGCUCCUGAAAUAAAGACCACCUGGUUUCAGACGGAAACACAGUACUUGGUGAUUCGACUGGAGGGAAAACUGAAGCCUGGGAAGUCCUACUGGCUCUAUACAGAGUUCAGAGGAGAGCUUGCUGAUGAUCUGGAGGGUUUCUAUAGGAGUGAAUACAUGGAAGAUGGUGAAAAGAAAAUUAUUGCCAUCACUCAGAUGCAGGCCACUUACGCUAGAAAAGCUUUCCCAUGUUUCGAUGAACCUGGCAUGAAAGCUGUGUUUUACAUCACUCUCAUCCAUGACCUGGAAACUACAGCACUGUCAAACAGCCAGGCAUUUAAGAAAGAAAAUGUCAUCAUCAAUGGAACAGCCAUUACCAGAACAAUAUUUGAACCCACAAAGAAGAUGUCAACAUAUCUCGUCGCAUUUAUCAUCAGUGAUUUUACCCACAUCAAGGCUCAAGUCAACAAGGGUGUUUCGGUAAGAAUAUGGGCACGGAAAAAAGCCAUUGAAGACGGGCAAGGACACUAUGCGCUCAACAUCACUCAGCCAAUACUGGAGUUCUUCGAGAAAUAUUACAACACUAGCUAUCCGCUUUCUAAAUCAGAUCAGAUUGCGCUGCCUGACUUCAAUUCGGGAGCCAUGGAAAACUGGGGUCUUGUCACUUACAGAGAGACUGCGCUUCUAUAUGACCCGCAGACGUCUGCCAAUGGCAACAAGCAGAGGAUUGUAACUGUGGUUUCUCACGAGCUGGCUCACAUGUGGUUUGGAAACCUCGUGACGCUGAAAUGGUGGAAUGAUCUCUGGCUGAACGAGGGGUUCGCUUCAUACGUGGAGUAUCUGGGCGCUGAUUAUGCUGAGCCAACUUGGAACAUUAAAGACCAGAUCAUUCUGUACGACCUGCAAAGAGCGUUUGCUGUGGACAGCUUGACUUCCUCUCACCCUCUCUCCCGAAAGGAGGAAGAGGUCAACACUCCCUCAGAAAUUAGCGAAAUGUUCAGCACCAUAUCCUACAGCAAGGGAGCUGCGGUGCUGAAAAUGCUCUCAGAAUUCCUGACAGAGCCUGUGUUUGCCAAGGGACUUAGCAAUUAUCUGAACCAUUUUGCUUUUGGAAGCUCAGUGUAUUCAGAUCUCUGGGAUCAUCUUCAAAAGGCAGUAGAUCAAACUCCAGGGGUGAAACUACCGUAUAGUGUUCAUGACAUCAUGAACCGCUGGAUACUACAGAUGGGUUACCCAGUAGUCACCAUUGACACUCGAACAGGGAACGUCAGCCAAAAGCACUUUCUCCUGGAGAAAGAAGCAGUGGUGGAAAGGAAAUCUGAAUUCAAUUAUGAAUGGUUUGUGCCCAUCAAAUGGAUGAAAACAGGCCAGGAACAGGAUCAGCUGUGGCUUCUACAGAAAUCAGCUAUUCACAAACUCAUGAAAGUCAGCAAAAGCGAAUGGGUGCUGGCCAACCUCCACGUGUCAGGAUACUUCAGAGUGAACUACGACAUUGGAAACUGGGAGCGACUUCUCAGCCAACUGGAGUCAGAUCACCAGGUGAUACCUGUGGUGAACAGAGCUCAGAUUCUGGAUGAUGCAUUUAAUCUAGCAAGAGCAUCCAUUAUAAACAUAACACUCGCUUUGAGAACCACUAAAUAUCUCAUUAAUGAGCGGGAAUACAUUCCAUGGGAGUCGGCGCUUCGGAAUCUGAACUAUUUUUUCCAGUUGUUCGAUCGCAGUGAAGUUUAUGGCGCCUUGCAGGCUUAUCUCAAGAAACAAGUCAAACCUCUGUUUGAACAUUUUGGUACUAUCAGCUCAAACUGGACAACAGUUCCUAAAGGCCACACUGAUCAGUUCACACAGAUCAUUGCACUCUCACUAGCCUGCAGUACCGGCGUGGAGGGAUGCAGAGAACUAACCAAGAGCUGGUUCAAAAGAUGGAUGCAGAAUCCUCAUAUCAAUGCGAUUCAUCCUAACCUGAGGUCCACAGUGUACUGUGACGCCAUCGCUGCGGGCGGAGCAGAAGAAUGGAACUUUGGCUGGCAGAUGUUCAAGAAGGCCACAGUUGCAGCUGAAGCGGUCAAACUGAGAUCGGCGCUGGCCUGCACCAAAGUGCCCUGGUUGCUGAACAGGUACCUGGAAUAUACUAUGAAUCCAGAAAAGAUCCGCAAGCAGGAUGCCACUUCCACCAUUGGGUACAUUGCCAGUAAUAUUAUUGGCCAACCUUUGGCAUGGGACUUUGUCCGGGCAAACUGGGACUAUUUCUUCAAAGUGUACGGCACUGGAUCAUUCACUUUCUCCAGAUUUAUUGGUGACAUCACCAGUAGAUUCUGCACACCAUUUGAACUCAUUCAGUUGAAACGGUUCCAACAGGACAACGCUGAGACUGGAUUUGGCUCGGGAACUCAAGCGCUGCAGCAGGCCAUCGAGAAGACAACAGCCAAGAUUAAGUGGCUGGCAGAGAACAAGGAACCGGUGCUGCAGUGGCUCACCUCACAAUCAGUGUAAACUUCAUAUCUGAUCAGAGUCAGUUCAGGACUGGCUCCAACCUCACAUGUAUUCAUCAUCCUGUAACUUGACUGAAUGAAAAUGAACGGAUGCUAACAGCAUUUUGGCAGCAUGUUUUUAGGAGCAUUCAUAUCACAAGGACAGCCCCUCCUGAAGUAACCUGAGAAAUGUCUUGCUCAAGGACACAGUGAUAGUCAAUGGAGUGCUUCAUUACCAGCUAAGAUAUUUAACCACUACAUCACAUUACUCUGAUGCAAAUGACGAUACAUAAGAGACAAUACAAAAUACUUGGAUUGAAAAAGCAGGGAACCUUUCAGAAUUUGUGUAUAAUUAGCAGUGUUGCCAAGUCGAGCAUCACUAUUAUUAUUAUUAUUGCUCAUACUUAUUGUUAGGAAUUUAAACAAAGUCCCGAUCCUAUGCAUUUAAUGCACUGACUCAUCCUGCACCAUAUCUGCUAUGAAUAUAAGUUAUACUUCAAAUAAUGCAGGUUGUUCAGAAGAGGUGUGCUACUUUUCUGAGCGUUUGCACUUGGGUGAAAAAAAAAAUCCUAUAGAUGAAUCCCGAAUCUGAGCCUUAUCAUAAACGAAAAACUUGUCCUUUUGACUUGAGUAAGUAGCAUCCUAGCAUCUGUCCAACCACACACGAGACCAGUUGUUACUGGGAAACUGGCACUCAUAUUUUCGCAUAAUUAAAAUGUAAAAUAUUAUUCAUUUUUUUAUUGUUAACUUGCUAUUAUUGACUGGAUUAUUCAUUUGAUAUUAUGCUGCCAUGAAACAGUACAGAUAUACGUUACUGUUUAAAACUUGGAGUUAGUAUGGUUUUUGGGGGAUGAAAUUAACACUUUUAUUCAGCAAGGACACAUUAAAUUAAUUAAAGACAAGACAUUUAUAAGGUUACAAAAGAUUUCUUUUUUAAAUAACUGUUGUUCAUUCAUUUGAACAAAGUAUCCUUAAAAAAGAAUCAUUUCCCACAAAAAAAAAAAAAAAAAAAAAAAAAAAAAAUUAAAUAGCACAACCAUUUUUAAUAUUGAUAAUAAUCAGAAUCUGGUCACACUUUAUAUUAGGUGAUCUUAUCUACUAUGUACUUACAUCAAAAAAUCAGUACAAUGUACUUACUGUGUUCAUAUUGUAUUGGAAAACACAAGUACUGCUUUUGAGGUGGGAUUCGGGUAAGGUAGGGGUCCUUGAUUAUGAUUUCACUUUUUUAACUUUAGUUAGUGUGUAAUGUUGCUGUUUGAGCAUAAACAACAUCUGCAAAGUUACAACACUCAAAGUUCAAUGCAAAGGGAGAUAUUUUCUUUUACAGAAAUCGCUUUUUAAGGACUACAUCAAACGGCUGUUAGGGACUACAAUGAGCUUCUUCCUGGGUUGGUGACAUCACUAACCCUAAAAUUUACAUAAACCCCACCCCCGAGAACACGCAACAAAGGUGGUGCGGCCAUGUUGGGCCGCUUUAGAGAAGAGGAAGAGUUGCUGUAGUAGAGUGUUGUUGACAUGCUGUCAUUUUACUCCGGACUGCUUCACAAACGAGGGUCAAUUCAACGCUGGAUUUACACAAAAGAUUAACAUGACGGCACAAGCUAUUAAAGCUCCGCCCUCUUUUGGAAAGGGGGCCAGGAGCAGCAGCUCAUUUGCAUUUAAAGGGACACACACAAAAACAGCAUGUUUUUGCUCACACCCAAAUAGGGGCAAAUUUUUACAAGCUAUAAUAAAUGAUCAAUGGGGUAUUUUGAGCUGAAACUUCACAGACACAUUCUGGGAACACCAGAGACUUACAGUACAUCUUGUAAAUAGAUCCCCUUUAAAAUAUAAGUACAAUGUAAAAACAUGCAUGUACACAAUAAGUGCAUUGUAUCAAAUGAUUCAUUUAAAGGGAUAGUUCACCCAAAAAUGAAAAUUUGAUGUUUAUCUGCUUACCCCCAGGGCAUCCAAGAUGUAGGUGACUUUGUUUCUUCAGUAGAACACAAAUGAUGAUUUUUAACUCCAACCGUUGUGGUCUGUCAGUCGUAUAAUGCUUGUCAAUGGGAACACCAUCUAUAAGAGUAAAAAAAACAUGCACAGACAAAUCCAAAUUAAACACUGCGGCUCGUGACGACACAUUGAUGUCCUAAGACACGAAACAAUCGGUUUGUGCGAGAAACCGAACAGUAUUUAUAUCAUUUUUCACCUCUAAAACACCACUAUGUCUCUAACAACGGAAGUGAUGUCUCGCACUCAUUGAAGUAUAAGCGUGAGACAUCACUUUCAUCAUCAGAACGCGUGUUCAGACCUCACCAACCGGAUGCUCAAGGCAGUUGGACAUAGUGGUGUUUUAGAGGUGAAAAAUGAUAUAAAUACUGUUUGGUUUCUCGCACAAACCGAUUGUUUCGUGUCUUAGGACAUCAAUGUGUCGUCACGAGCCGCAGUGUUUAAUUUGGAUUUGUCUGUGCUUGUUUUUUUUUACUCUUAUAGAUGGAGUUCCCAUUGACAAGCAUUAUAAGGAGUUAAAAAUCAUCAUUUGUGUUCUACUGAAGAAACCUACAUCUUGGAUGCCCUGGGGGUAAGCAGAUAAACAUCAAAUUUUCAUUUUUGGGUGAACUAUCCUUUUAAAUGUUAGUACAUAAUAGUUAAAGACACCUAAUAUAAAGUGGGACCCAGAAUUUUUUUCUUGAGCAUCAAACUAUAUUAGAGUGAUUUCUGAAGGAUCAUGUGACACUGAAGACUGGAGUAAUGAUGCUGAAAAUUCAGCUAUGAUCACAGGAAUAAAUUAAAUUUUUACUAUAUUUCUGAUCAAAUAAAUACAUAGUCCUAGGAGACUUCUUUCAAAAACAUAAAAAAAUCAUACUAACCCCAGCUUUUGAAAGGUUGUGGUAGUAGACAUUGUACAAAAACAUUUUAAGGCAUUUUUUGAUACAUGUACAUCUGUUAUUUUUUCUCUUGAAUAAAUAAUCAAGGUGUUGAAACUUC
Messenger RNA from Ctenopharyngodon idella (grass carp), 6147 nucleotides. It is a transcript of the gene anpepa, whose product is annotated as alanyl (membrane) aminopeptidase a. Bases 320 to 3202 code for a protein of 960 amino acids. Gene Ontology annotation, molecular function: metalloaminopeptidase activity; zinc ion binding; peptide binding. The record is from RefSeq and is a predicted model, not a curated record. The transcript is spliced from 22 exons. Gene Ontology annotation, biological process: peptide catabolic process; proteolysis. Lineage: Eukaryota; Metazoa; Chordata; Actinopteri; Cypriniformes; Xenocyprididae. Gene Ontology annotation, cellular component: cytoplasm.